AUGGAAGAGCAAAUCCAGAAGAAACCCAGAAUCCUUUGUCUCCAUGGAUUCAGAACAAGUGGUCAAAUCCUCAAGAAACUAGUCUCACGUUGGCCUGAAACUGUACUACAAAAACUGGAUCUUGUUUUUAUCGACGGUCAAUUUCCAGCACAAGGAAAAUCAGACGUUGAAGGCAUUUUCGAUCCACCUUAUUAUGAAUGGUUCCAAGCCAAUGAGGAUUUCAGUGAGUAUAGGAACUUUGAAGAAUGUUUAACAUACAUUGAAGAUUUUAUGCUGGAAAAUGGUCCUUUUGAUGGUGUACUUGGAUUUUCUCAGGGUGCAUUUUUAGCGGCUGCAUUGCCAGGAAUGCAGGAACAGGGAGUAGCACUAGAGAAGAUAAGCAAGAUCAAGUUCCUGAUUUUGAUAUCAGGAGCCAUGUUUGGUGGAAUGAAAUAUGGAACACCUAAGCUAGCUUCCAAUGCAUUUUCAAAACCAAUUGAUUGCCCCUCUCUUCACAUUAUAGGUGAGACAGAUUUCUUGAAGCCAGAAAGCAUUAUUUUGCAAAAGGCUUUUGUUGACCCUGUUGUGAUUCAUCAUCCAAAAGGACACACAAUCCCAAGACUUGAUGAAAAGAGUCUCGCAACUAUGCUUGGUUUCAUUGACACAAUUCAGGGAAUGCUAUUAGAUGGUCACAACAAGGAUUGA
This is a messenger RNA of Lathyrus sativus (Indian pea), 684 nucleotides long. Lineage: Eukaryota; Viridiplantae; Streptophyta; Magnoliopsida; Fabales; Fabaceae. The record is from the annotation of a GenBank genome assembly.